GCGUCACACUCAGUCGACGCCGAGCCGCCACGCGUGUUGGCCGCACUGUUCUUCGCGCGUUCGAACGCGUCUGGUCGUGUACGCGCAUCGUAUCUCGGAAACCUCGUGUGUCCAGUUAACCGUUGCCGUAGCCGCCGCCGGUUUCUUUCAUUUUUCUCUCGCGUACACGCUUCUCGGACGCUCGAACACAAACGCCAGAGGUUCGUUCGGCUAACCUCGCGUUCGCUCCGAAGCGAGAAACCGAAGCGAUGCUAGAUCAUCGGAACGACGACGAUCGAGCCGCCCCGUGCCGCCGCGUGUGAGUGCUCGGUCUCGGUCUCGGUCUCGUUCUCGUUCAUCCUCGUCUCUCCCUCGAACCCACGCGAACAAGUGGAAAAGAAGUGUCGAGUGCCGCGCGUUUAUAUACCGCACCACAGAAAACUGCUCUCUCCGUUUCGCUCGAUCUUCGCACACCCGGCACUCUUUUUCUUCGGUUACUUCUCCUUGAUCCGACUUCGGCCGCGACCGCUCGCAGCUAACCCCGGUGCGUUCGGGCUCGUUCUUCACCUUCGUGAUCUGCGUUCCGUCGGUUCGCACCGCGUAAACGUCAUCCACGCGCCACGACAUUCGACGACUCGACGCGUCCACCACCGGGACACCGCGACAUGGAUUUCGUGAUACUCAAGGUGAACGGGCAAGACGUUUCGAAUUCCAGUCACGAAGAUGCGGUGCGUUGCUUUCAGUCGGCUCAGGAGCCGAUCAUCGUGGAGGUCCUGCGACGGCAGCCGGCCGGCCAAGGGCAACGAGCGGCGUGGAAGGAUCAGCCCGCGGAGAAGAACGAGAUCGAGGAGAAGACGACCGAGCCGAGCAAACGGGAGCCGGCAACCCCCGUGUCGCCAACUCUGGUGUCGACCGCGGUCCAGACCGACUGGGCCGGCUUCAUCGAGGAGGAGGAACUGCUUCCGGAGCCUAUCGGCGUCGACGAGCAGACCAACGACAGUUUCGAAGACUUCCUCGCCCACGAUAUCGACUUCGAGGAAGUGACGCUACGGAAGACGGGGAGCGCGGAGAAACUGGGGCUGACGGUCUGCUACAGCUCCGGGUCCGGCAGCGAGGACGCAGACACGGAAGUUUAUAUCUCGGAAAUAGUUCCUGAAAGUCUCGCGGCGCGCGACGGCCGGCUGCGGGAAGGCGACCAAAUCCUGAGGGUAAACGGGAAGGACGUGGCGAACAAAGAGCAGACCGAGAACCUAUUCGCCGAAACGAAGAAUGCGGUGACCAUUCUCGUCAGCCGAUGUCUCUUCCAGGACGACGAGUUCGACGACAGGCGCACCUACCGCCAGGAGUCGCCGUCGCUGUCCCCGGACAGCCACCUGCCCUCGUACCAGAACAGCUUGAUCGAGCAGCUGAUCCGGCAGCAGCAACAGCAGACGGACGAGCGGACCAAAGAGACGGAGGAGAACUCGUCGACGUUGAAAGCGCCUCCGCCGAUACCCUCUCACACGCCUCAACAGCAGCAGCAACAGCAACAACAGCACCACCAACAGCAGCAGCAGCAACAACUUCAGGCGAGCAGCGUGUUCUCGACGACGACGUCCUCGUCGACGUGUUCGUCGCAGACCUCGCAGAAGUCGGGGCGCAACGCGUCGUCGCCGGCGCAUCUGUCCGAGGACCGGAAGCAGUGGAUGCAGGAGACGAUGAAGGACUGCGCGAAGAAGAUGGAGGGUAUGUGCGUGCGGGGGCAGCAAUCGGCGCCGGUCAAGCUGACCGAGGCGUACUCGAGCCACGUGUGGAGCGAGACGGAGCACAUCUACGAGACCAUACCGGAGUCGGACAGCGAGCCGAUCUACUCGUCGCCGUACGAGCACCAGCACUGGACGCAGAACAAUCACGGGACGGCGACCACGUCGACGACCACGGCCACCACGACCACCCAGCAAAACCAGGGAAAUCAGACCAGGUGGCAUUCCUCCUCGAAGAGCAACAGCUCCGGCGAGGAGAAGGACAGCUCCAGCGCCUACAACACCGGCGAGUCCUGCAACAGCAACCCUCUCACCCUGGAGCUGCACCAGGCCGAGAGGGACCACCACAGAAGCACGCUGGUCCUCUGCCCGCCGAAGACCCCCACCGCCGUGCAGCAGCAACAGCAGCAGCAACAAUUUCAGCAGCAGCAACAGCAACAGCAGCAGAGACUCGGCUGCACCUGUCCCGCGUCCAGCAACAAGCAGACCAUCGGCAAGAGUCAGCCGAGCAGACGCGGCUCCAGCUCGGCCCACCAUCACAAGGACAGAGCCGACCCCGCGGUCGCGACCCUGCCGGCCGACACCAUGUACACCAACAUGGCGAACCUCCAGCAGACCAUGCUCCUCCAACAGCAGUUGUUCAAGCAGGCCCUGAACCGACGGAACAUCACCACCGCGGCCAGCCCCAGAGAGACCACCGCAACCGCGAAAAAGUCCAAGUCCCACGGCAACUUCCAGGCUCCGAAUCUGACCCGGUACCAGUUCGUGGGCAGCCAGCAGGUCUGCACCUCGACCAGCUGGGUCCCGCCGGAGGACAAGGGCAGCAACGACGUUCAGAUGGAGUGGAAGGUGAAGAGGAGGGCCGACGGGAGCAGGUACAUCGCCAGGAGGCCGGUUAGAAAUCGCAUAUUGAGGAACAGGGCGAUCAAGAUAUCGGAGGAGCGGGCCGGGCACAGCACGGAAGACGACACCAUGUCCGAGAUAAAGGUGGGCAGGUACUGGACGAAGGAGGAGCGCAAGAGGCAGCUGGAGCGUGCCCGCGAACGGAAACAACGGCAGCAGGAGCUGAUGCUGCAGCAGCAACAGCAACAGCAGCUCCAGUUGCAGCAGACCAACGAGCUGCUGAACAGCGAACACCCGGACGAGAAGACGAAAAAGCCGCUGAACAUCUUGGAGCUCAGUCACAAGAAGAUGGCCCGCAAGAAGAAUACGUUGGACGACUUCACCACCGUGCAGGAAAUGCUGGUGCAUGGGAACAGAGUGGGAGGAGCGGGUGGGCCGGGUGCCGGUGGGAAGCUGAUGGGUCUUCUAUCGGUCACCACGGUCUGAACGGAAGGCUGAAAAGACCCGAUCCGAAUCUUGACGGCUCGAUACAGUUUCUUCGGUCUUCUAGCGUCUAUCUCGCGCGUUCAAUUUGCGUAAAAUUAAGAGCGAGUUCUUCUGCGUUUCGAGUGACAGUUACUUUCUCUCCGAAGUUUUUAUGCUCAACGUUGCCUCGAGUAAGCGGCGGAACGAGCUCGAGAAACGAUCCGGAAUGAUCGUUGAAACGACCAUUCGCUCCGGUCGGUUGUAAAUAGUUAUUAUACAAUGACAUGUAUACAUAUGAAUGUAUGUAGAUUAUUUUACACGAACCGAAUCCUUUUCUCUGUGAAUCGACGAAUAGAAACGAGAAUACGCCUCUGUAGAUAUGUACAAUAAAUGUAACGAUGUAUAAUCUCUGUGUAAAUACUUCAGACUGUCGGCCGGGAAAGAAGGAACGAUCCUGGUUGAGGAUGAAACGCUCUGAUCGCAGCAACGAACCGAAGGGAUCGUCUGCCAGAAUAUCGUUCGCGCGUAGAAGACAGUCGUACAAAAGGCUUGCAUGUUUUUAUUACGAAAUUCAAAAAUCUGAUGACCGAUAUAUCUAUUUAUCCAUUACAUAAACGAUGCGUUGAUAUUUAAACUGCUCAGCACUUUCCGCUCCGGAAUGUUCAGGUGCUGAACGUAAGCGGGGAAACAAUGAUGCGUCGAAAAGUUCAACAGAAAGUCACGCAUGUAUUGACCAAGAUUCAAAUGGUAGAUCGAGUCUUCCAGCAACUCCGGAUCCUCUUCGCCUUCCUCCGCAUCGUUCGCAGCUUCGUCCAACACUGGGAACACAUUUCGAUUCCUGAAUACCGCGAACCGAGAUUAUCGUUGAAAAUGAUCGCGGAGCAAACUGUGUACUUACAUAACAUGGUCUCGUAGCCGGGAUCUAGGAAAGUAUUGUUGUCUUCACCCUCUUCGUCGUCAUCGGAUUCCUGCGCGUCAACAUACACACGUACACUCAUUUAUCUACUAAGGAUUUUCACUUGCUAGUUGUUGUCAAAUAAAUAUGAGAUUGUUACUAA
Megalopta genalis is the source of this 4087-nucleotide messenger RNA. NCBI's taxonomy places the organism in Eukaryota, Metazoa, Arthropoda, Insecta, Hymenoptera, Halictidae. The record is from RefSeq and is a predicted model, not a curated record.